AGCUGGAGUUCUUCGAGUAAGUCAGUCCAAGUCAAACCUUUAGUCAGGAAGAACGGUGAAUACAGUAACAAGGACAGCACUUGGUUCAAAUAUUUUAAAUGCACUAAAUAAUACCAAAAUAUUUUCUCACCCAACAAGACAGCAUAACACAUAUCAUACUUGCAGUAAUGAAAUAAAAUAAAAUAUGAUUACGUACGUACUAAUGAAAGCCGAUAAAAAAUUUGAACCAAACACUUGUAGCAAUACAAACAAAAAUAAGGUGUGUAAAUGUUUUCGUACACUUGUCAUUUGUAAUUAAUUAUUAAUAGAACACCUAAUAAGUUACUGCAUAUAACAUUAGAAAUGAUAUAAAGGUUUGAAACAACAAUAGCUUGUGAGAAAAAAACUAUUUACAAGAUGUGUGUUUUAAUACUUUGCUAGAAUUGAAGAUACCAUCAUUUAAACAAGCAACCUACUCAUUUUAAAUCAUUUUCAUAACUAAACCAAGAUAUUACAUAUUUACUACUACCGGUAUAAUCCCAUCUCAGUGAGGAAAGACAACUAGAAUUCAAGAGCUGGAGAAAAAUGAAGCCAAAAAGACAAGCAGAAGUAGCAGAGUUAGAAACAGGUCUUGAAUCCUUAUUAACACACGCUACGCUCUCCGGUAAAAAUGAAACAUCUGAACAACUGCAAGGUAUGUACGAGCGAAAACCAAGACGUGCGUGGAGUGUAAGUGAAACAUCUCUACCACAAGACAGUGGAUCUGAAAGUGCACCCUUACUAAGCUAUGGAACUCAUAUGAGCUUCCCACCUAUGAUUUUUCACGACUCUGAUAGUAGUGACUUGGACUCCAGUCCCAUUGCAGGUUCUCCCAGAUACGGCAGUGCGGGAACUUCGAACUUUAACUCCAUGGCAAUAUUACCGAGAAGAGUUCCUCUUUUAGCACACGAUAGUCCGUUAAUAACAUCGCACAAAACAAAUACUUCACCACCACCACCAUAUUCCCGAGAAGGAUAUUACCAGAUUCACAACUCAUUGUUGGACCUGGUCACAGAUGAUUCAAUUUGUAAAGACGGUGGCACGCGACCAAUCAUGAAGGAAGUUGCUCGAAGUUUUUUGUCAAGACCUUUACCCCUAAUACAGGAUCCUCCGCCAAUAUCUUCCAAGUCCAAAAAGCGAACACAGAGCUCUUUAGUGACAAUAUUCUCAAUAUGGAAUACCAUUCUAGGUUCCUCAUUGUUAACUAUGCCCUGGGGUAUAGCAAUGGCAGGAUUAAUUCCUGGGAUAGGACUUAUAUUAGCUAUGGGAGGUCUUUGCCUUUACACAGCAUACAGAUUACUCCAAGUCCAUAAGUAUCAUGGAGCAGGAGGUAACGGAGAUGUUACUGAACUCAGUCGAACUCUACUGGGCUCUUGGGCAGAAUAUAUUGCAAAAACUUUUAGCAUUACAGUUAUGCUGGGAGCAAAUAUUGCAUACUGGGUUUUAAUGUCAAACUUCUUGUACUAUUCGGUGAACUUUUUAUACGAUACUAUUGCCGGGCUGCCAAUACACCCCCCAUUUACAAACGAAUCUCAUCCAAUAGAAGUUUUGUGCCCAAAACAAGGAUUGUACAAUGAUAGCAACGUCCACGACCGUUCAUAUGAUAACAUGGGACCACUCUGGGACUUGUAUAAAACAGUGCCAAUAUUUUUGGCUAUACUUAUAUUCCCUUUGCUCAACUUCAGUAGUGCAACUUUCUUCAUGAAAUUCAACUCCCUUGGUACAAUAUCAAUCCUUUAUUUGAUUGUGUUUGUCAUCGUCAAGUCGACUUCCUGGGGUAUUAAUAUAGAUAACAAGGCCUGGGAAAGUAGUUGGGAACUGAGACCAACUUUUCCUGCAUUAUCUGGAAUGCUCGCGCUAUCAUUUUUCAUACACAACAUUGUCAUCACUAUCAUGCAGAACAAUGAAAAUCAAAAGAAUAAUGGAAGAGAUCUGACCAUAGCUUAUAUUUUGGUUACAUUCACCUACAUUAUAAUCGGAAUUAUGUUCUACAUUUGCUUUCCAUUGGCCAAAUCAUGCAUUGAGGAUAACUUAUUGAACAACUUCCAAAAAUGGGAUGCUUUGACUGUAGGCGCCCGAGUUGUUUUACUCUUCCAGUUACUGACCGUGUAUCCUCUAAUAGCCUACAUGCUGCGCAUUCAAAUAUUAUCAGCGAUAUUUAAAACUUCCGAAUAUACCAAGAGCCAUGUUUUGAUUGUAAAUAUCAUAACAGUAACAAUCUGUGUUUUGUUCGCUGUAUUUAUGCCACGGGUGGGUACAAUAAUCAGAUACACCGGUGCAAUGAGCGGUUUCAUUUAUGUUUUCACUUUACCGAGUCUAUUGCACCUAAUCUCUAUGUAUAAACAAGGUAAAAUGACCAUCAUAUCAGCCAUUUUACAUUUGGGCAUACCAAUUAUUGGUGGAUCCAAUCUCGCAGCACAAUUUUUUGUCAGUGAAGACUAACGAUAGUUGGCAAAUCCAGUCCUGGUUGCCGUUUUUAUUUUGAGGACACAAUAUGUGAUUCAGUUGUAUAAUAUUUUGAUCUGCCUAAUAUGUCUUUUGAAUAAAGAAUAUAUAAGAAAUCAUCUUAACAAGCUAUUUCCCCACACGAAUAUUUCUUUAUUGUCAAGAUUCUCACAGUUCGUUACUACACAAUUUAGUUUGUAAGCUCGUUCAAAUUUUGUUCAAAUUCGAAUUUUCCUUAGAAAUUAUGCGAAUUAUCCAAUACACUACCACAUUUGGUAUAUGUAAUCUUCAAAUAUCACGUUUUCGAUUGACAGUGCCAACGAAAAAUACAUGUUUCACAGUCAGAGAAUAAAAAUAGAAUAGUUGUAUCUCAAUGUGGCUGCUUAAAAAGUCGUAAUUCAACAUACAAAGUUCAAAGUAUGUAUGUUGGAGAUAUAUUUAGAAAUUUUAUAUGCGGUGAACUAAGUUACAUUCUUUUAAACCCAUACAGCGUGUUAUGCCUUUCCUAUCUGAAUCUCUGAAAUAUCUCUUUGAGCUAAGUAGUUUUCAUCACGAUCUCUUGAUAUUACGUUUAUGCAU
Diprion similis is the source of this 3042-nucleotide messenger RNA. Its product is annotated as sodium-coupled neutral amino acid transporter 9-like. Gene Ontology annotation, biological process: amino acid transmembrane transport. The record is from RefSeq and is a predicted model, not a curated record. The transcript is spliced from 12 exons. NCBI's taxonomy places the organism in Eukaryota, Metazoa, Arthropoda, Insecta, Hymenoptera, Diprionidae. Gene Ontology annotation, molecular function: amino acid transmembrane transporter activity. Bases 565 to 2460 code for a protein of 631 amino acids.